AUGCGCCGACCGUCUUUGGACUUGGCCGAGCCUUCUCGGAACCUCGAGGAAUCGGUCGGACCGCCGACUCCAUCUACACCUCAGCCCGAUGUCGACCUCUCCGUCAUGCCGCCCGAGGAAGAGAUAGACCUCAUUGAUGACGAUGGCGAUGGCGAUGGCGGCGAGCCCAAGAUCUUCACCCCGCCCCCACAUAUUGCCGCUCGCCUGUUUUACCGCCCAACAAACCAGACCCGCCGCAGAGACAGCGCCGCUUCGUCGCGCCGCAACAGCAUCUCUUCCGUCCACUCCCGUUCGUCCCAUGGCUGCAGUCGCAAUGUUGGUCCCCAGAGCAAGUAUGUUGCCCAACACCUCCGCCGAGCUUCCAUCCUUGAGGACCGAAAAGCACGACUUGCCGACCGCGCAGCCCACGCCGAAAAGGUGCGCCUGAGGGCAGCAUCCGCAAAGGCUGCCACCAAAGACAUAAGCGCUAGCGAGGAGAGAGCCCUGGCUGCGGCCCAGGCACGAGAGCGCAACCUCGCCGAGAUUGCCGCUGCCUGCGCCGAGGAGGUCAAGAGGGCCAAGGCCAUCGCGGAGAACAUGAAAGAGAAGCGCGAGCAGGACAUCCGCAAGAUGAAGCUCAACAUGGAAGAGCGACUUGCCGAGGCCGAAAGGAGGAGGGAGGAGCUCCGCAGCCGGACGGCUGCCAAGGGCCGCGUGAGAGAACGAGGACAGAGUAUUGUGGCGCGGAAGCCCACCCUCGUCGAAGUCAUGCCCGAAGUCAGGGAAGUCAAGGAGCGCGAGUCCACCCCCGUCUCCGAAGACGUUGCCGUCGCCAGGAUACAGUGGUGGUGGAGGUCGGUGAAGAGAAAGCAGACCGUUGCCGAGUUCGGCGCCCUCGGGCUGUCUAUCGACACCGUCCGCGCCGCUUCUUUCGACCAGAUCACGUUGCUGCUUUCACAAGACAAGGUGCUGGGGUCGACUACCCGCCUGCUUCGUAUUUGCGGUCUGAACGUGGGCGAGACUUGGUCCGCGGACGAGAUGGCAGUAGUGCGCUCUUUCCUCAGCGCUUUUCUUAUCCUCAGCCACCCGUCCCAAGUUCUUAGCAACAAGGAGGGAAAGGGAGAACUGGAGCAGGUUGGAUCGACCCCGGUUAGGCCGAUACCCCGGGAUGAUCUAGCUAAUCCGCGGUCGCAGGAGUUGGUGGGCAAGGCCAGAGAUUUGCUGAUCUCGUUCGAGAACAUCUUGGGGCGGCUGACGUUGUCGAACAACUUCACUCCUCCCCCGGUGCUCUGCAAGUCCUUCACAGAGGUCUACGCUAGCUACUACAAUGCUUUCAUCGCUUGGAAGGCCCGCGACUCGAACUCGCUGGUGGAGUUGAUGGUUAUGCAGUUCGUCGAGCUUGACGCUAUCUGGGAGUCCGUGAAGGACAGUACGGACGGAUCGGUCGACCAGGUAUACAAGGAGAGCAUUCGCAACAACCAGCUUAUCCUGCUGGUCCGAAUCAAGAAGCUUGCGGGCCCGGUAAGGGGAAAGCAGAUGGUCACCAACGCCGUGAAAGCAGCUCGCAAGGCCAAGGCAAAGAAGCGCACGGGAGACACCAAACCUCGCAUUGCGGAGCACUCGACCACCGAGACGGCCAUGGGAGCUCUUACCGACGACAGUCACGAAUAUGAGCCCGGGACACAACACCUGACCCCUCCCUCUACUCCUGACAAGAAGCCCAAGCCAUUCAAGGUCAAUGUUAUGGUGCCCAACUCCAAAAGCCUCCUUCCAGAUAACAGGAUUGUUGUGCACGAGCUUGCCAUCAACAAAGAGUUCCGUACAGAGCCCCACGAGUACCACGAACAGCAGGCUCAAUUCCUAGCCCCCCUAUUUGAACAGAUGAGGUCGACAAUGCAAGCUGACGACCAAGAAGCACACUUUUUCCUCCUGCUCAAGGUUGCCGAUUCCAUCAGAGAGAAACUUCAGCGCUUGGUCAGCUCUGGAAGCUCGAUGCAUAACUUCAUUGGCGAGUUGCUCAGUACCGACAUUGCGCGGCGUCAGUUUACCAUGGGGAGCUUCUCUUAUGAGAAGUUCUUUCAGGCGAUGGGCUCUCUGCUUCCCAAGCUUUGCGCGCCGGUUCGAGACGACGAGGUCAAAAGACUGAUCGACGAGAACCUCAGCCAAGGCAACUACGUUGACCGACUCGAGGCACUGAACGGGUUUAUCGACGUCAUGCUCAGCGACUAUGCGAAUUACUUGUUGCAACUCGCCGCGCCGAGGCUCAUCGAUGAAGCCUCAACCUACGAGGCAAAAGCGUUCGCGGCUGGUGUAAAGUCUGGAAAACAUGACCUGUCUGCCGCGACGGCAGCUUGGCGCACUGCACGGCAGAAGCUGCUACAGGAGGCAGCAAGACGCGACCCUGAGCGCAUCAAUCUCGCAGCCUCCCGUCCCACAGCAAAUCGUAUUUACACGCAGAUGCUCGUGGACAUGUUCACGCAUUUCACGCCAGUUUCGGCCCAAGAAACCCCCGAGAUGCUCCUCCUCGACCACAAACGCGCCCUCGAGGCCGGCCGGUUGUCCAGGAGGAUCGUCACGACCGGCGCUAUCCUGCUUCAAUCCAAAAAUCUCCUGAAGCGCGACGUCCGCUCACCGUGGAAGCUCGAGGCAGACCGUAUCAUGGCCGUGCUCGAGAAGAGCGAAGCACAGCCAGACACACCGCUCGACGUCGUCGUGGAAGGCAUCUUGGCGGCACUUGAGUCGGGGCGGUCUAUGCCUGCGGCGACCAAACUCCACCUCAAAGCCCUCGUCACAAAGUUUGCGGCUGCUGGCGCCGAAGCUACGACGAGGCAAGAUCCCGACCCUCGCGACCCCGUAUUGCGUCUUCUUCUGAACCGUCUCCGAGGCUACAUUGUGGCGCGUCUGGCCGCUGCUUCUGCUAGCGAGAAGGUCAAGGCCACUAUCGCCGCCGGAGAGAAGCUCGCAAGCCUCGGUCUCGCCGAGUUCGUGGAGAAGGUUCGCGACAUGGUGGACAUGAUGGGCAAGGUGUCCUCUGUUGACCGCAAUGCCCAUAGCCUAUGGUGGGACCAAGUUGCAGAGGGCAUCGAGGGUGAGGACAGCCCCUCAGCUGCGUCGGGACUGGCAUCGCCUGCUCCAUAG
Molecule: messenger RNA, 3117 nt
Organism: Lasiosphaeria miniovina
Lineage: Eukaryota; Fungi; Ascomycota; Sordariomycetes; Sordariales; Lasiosphaeriaceae
Product: T-complex protein 11-domain-containing protein
Exons: 1
Coding region: 1-3117 (1038 amino acids)
Source: RefSeq, a predicted model, not a curated record